AUGUCCCUAUCAUCGAGCACCUCUGCGCAGUUUGCCCCUAUUCGGAGGUCACCGUUGCCCUCAACCCAUUCGUUAGCCACAUUAACCAACAACAAUCAUCUAAACAAUAAUUCGAUUGUUAAUCCACCGCUUGAGCCCGUACUUGAGACUACACCGCUUACUAACGGAGGGCCGAAACUAAAGAAGGCCACUGUACCGGUCCCGGAUCCACGACGUCCUGUAUUCAGAGAGCAGCCUGUAUCGCGUGUACUUCCCGAAACAGCCGGAUAUAUCCAUGAUGUCAAAACUGUGAAACUAACGAGCCUAUUAGGCUGUUUACAAGUGAAGACGAAGAAGUGA
Molecule: messenger RNA, 339 nt
Organism: Necator americanus (New World hookworm)
Lineage: Eukaryota; Metazoa; Nematoda; Chromadorea; Rhabditida; Ancylostomatidae
Exons: 2
Coding region: 1-339 (112 amino acids)
Source: RefSeq, a predicted model, not a curated record